AUGUCAUUUGAUGGGAAAAAACAUUUUUCAGAAGAAGAGCAGCCAAACGGACAUGAUACAAAACAAGACAGACUACAUCUAAUCACCAACGGUUCUCACACCAGAUACGAUGGCACAGAAACACAAGAGGAGCCCAAAAAGACAAAGGCACCACGAGUUGGUUUCUUUGAGCUGUUCCGUUACGCCAGCAAAUUGGACGUGGUUCUUAUACUCGUCGGUUCCCUGUCGGCUAUCGUGAAUGGCAUGGGCUGGCCAAUGCUGAUUGUCUUCUUCGCUGGAACCAUACAAGACUUCGUCGACCAAGGGAAAUACGAAAACCUUCUAGAUAAAUACCCGGGGAUCUUGCUGUUAUUAAACAAGACCAGGAAUGAGUUAGCCACGGACAUUGAGAUAUUCAAGCCAUAUUGCACAAAGCUGAACAUCAUCUUCAAUGAGUCAAUAGAUUGCUCCAAAGUAGAUGAUUUUGACAAUGUUUUUGAUGAAAUGAAGGAUAUGGCAGUUACAUAUAUUGGUAAGUAA
Molecule: messenger RNA, 519 nt
Organism: Physella acuta
Lineage: Eukaryota; Metazoa; Mollusca; Gastropoda; Physidae
Product: bile salt export pump
Cellular component (GO): membrane
Molecular function (GO): ATP binding
Source: RefSeq, a predicted model, not a curated record